Hevea brasiliensis (rubber tree) is the source of this 1149-nucleotide messenger RNA. RefSeq lists its product as uncharacterized. Lineage: Eukaryota; Viridiplantae; Streptophyta; Magnoliopsida; Malpighiales; Euphorbiaceae. Gene Ontology annotation, biological process: cytoplasmic translation. The transcript is spliced from 11 exons. The record is from RefSeq and is a predicted model, not a curated record. Gene Ontology annotation, molecular function: protein binding. The coding region runs from base 143 to 904 and encodes 253 amino acids.
CACACAGAAUAUAUAUAUAUAUGUAACCUUAAAACGGAGCGUUUAAAGGAGCUCUAGGUUUUAGCUUACAGUGAUUUCGAUCAAACACACUUGCAAGUUGCAAGAGAAAGGUGAGACUGAUCCAUAAAAGCACUUCGCAACCAUGACUGACUAUGGACCGGAGCAGGAAAUGGAAAUCGAAGCAUUAGAAGCUAUACUUAUGGAUGAUUUCAAAGAAAUUCAUUCAAGUGAGAGUGGGUUAGAUACUUCAAAUCGAUGCUUUCAGAUAACGAUAUCUCCACAGGAUGAUGAUGCAGAUGAUCCAAUGGACACUCCAGUUCAGUUAGCUCUCAUUUUCUCACACACAGAGAAGUAUCCAGAUGAGUCUCCAUUACUAAAUGUGAAAAGCAUACGAGGUAUACAAACUGUUGAUCUUAGAAUUUUGAAAGAAAAGCUUGAACAAGAGGCAUCUGAAAAUCUUGGUAUGGCUAUGAUCUACACUCUGGUUACGUCAGCUAAAGAGUGGUUAUCUGAAAAAUAUGGUCAAGAUGCAAGCAAUGAGAACAUUGAAGACGAACAGGCAGCAAAAGAAGAUAUAAUUGUACCACAUGGAGAAGCUGUUACUGUUGAUACAUUUCUGGCAUGGAGAGAAAGAUUUGAAGCAGAGUUGGCACUUGAGCGAGCCAAGCUGAUGCCCGAGUCUGCACUUACGGCCCCUAAGGAGAAGAAGCUUACAGGCAGACAGUGGUUUGAAAGUGGUGGAGCGAAAGGAGCAGCCCCAAUUAAAGAAGGAUCUGAUGAGGAAGAUGAGGAGGACAUCGACUUUGAUGAUGAUGAUUUUGAAGAUGAUGAAGAAGAUAUGCUUGAGCACUAUCUGGCCGAGAAAUCUGACUCAUCUUCCCAUUCUUCAAGGCGAGCCAACUAAAUGGAAAUGGAUGGUAUUGGGCUUCUAUAUGGAGUACCCAUUGCAUGGCAAAUAUACCAGUUUUUGUUGUUACCAAAAUAUAGCAGUUUUUGUUGGGACUGUUGGAUAUUGUACUUUUUUUCCCUGCUAUUUCUGGAGUGGAGAGGGAAAUGUAGAUUAGUGGUUACAUUUUUCUUUUAUUAUUAGAAAGUGCAAUUGGAAAUUUGUACUCAUGAGGAGAAGAAAUAUAUUUAGAACUUGGAGAA